Nematostella vectensis (starlet sea anemone) is the source of this 2677-nucleotide messenger RNA. RefSeq lists its product as uncharacterized. The transcript has 3 exons. Gene Ontology annotation, cellular component: membrane. Gene Ontology annotation, molecular function: G protein-coupled receptor activity. Gene Ontology annotation, biological process: G protein-coupled receptor signaling pathway. NCBI's taxonomy places the organism in Eukaryota, Metazoa, Cnidaria, Anthozoa, Actiniaria, Edwardsiidae. The record is from RefSeq and is a predicted model, not a curated record. Bases 230 to 2422 code for a protein of 730 amino acids.
GAUACUCGCAUUAAAAUAUUUUUGUAUCGUCGCAUACCAGCGUGCAAUCUUACGUAGCUUAUUAGCAUAGGAUUUGGUUGCUCAUAUGUGAUGAUUCAACAACGAUUGUAGAAGCGAAGCGCUAUUGAAGACGGCCUUGGGGUUUCUUCGUUUAGUUUACGGUUACCUAAAGGUAUUAUGAGUGAGGAAAGAGACAAUAGCCAGUUUAUACCACGCGGCACCAAGUUCAAUGGACGACAAAGCAAAUCUGACGUCUACUAUGGAUAGCGAUGGCAAUGCAUCUGGACAGACCCAAAAUGGACUUAUGGCUGCAACCUUUUGUUUUCUAACUGCGAUGGUAUUGCUAAGCAACAUAUUGGUCGUCAUGGCAAUUGCAAGGUCGAGGCUUCUGUAUGGUGGUGGGCCUGUCUACAAUAUGCUGUUGAUAAAUCUCGCAAUUGCUGAUUUAUUGACAGGUACAUCAGUUGCAAUUACUCCCGGUUUUAUAGCAGAAGAGGUAAUCCCCAUAGCAACAGGACUGUCGGGGGAAUUAGUCUGUCGCGUCAUCAGCUCACAUUACGUCAUCUUUACUUGUGGCAAGGUAUCUAUAGCAACCAUCACGUGCCUCGCAGUGGAACGAUGGUAUGCAAUGGCGCGCCCGCUGGCACACCGGUCAGUGUACACACGCAGGAGGGCAGCUUUCUAUCUAAUUUUGAUAUGGUGUAUUUGUGGAGUGCUAAAUUUGAGAGCUGUUUUUGAUCAGGAGCUGGAUUUAGUGUCGGAUGUCAAGGCAACCUGUGAAUGGGUGAAGCUUACAAAGUACAAGACUGCUGCCAAGGUGUAUGCCAUUUUUUUGAGCGUUGUGACAUUUAUUAUUCCUGCGACAGUUUCUUGGCUCACCGCCGGUCACCUCGGUUUACUCAUACGGCGGUCAAAGCACAACGUAUUGAUGCAAGGAAGACGGUCUCUUGCAGCCAAGCAGCUACUGCGCAUGAGCAUCACCUCGGCCGCUGUACUGUCUGUCUGCUGGCUACCAAACCAGAUUUUCUUUAUACUUGCAAAAUUCGACGUCACGGAAUUUGACAGUUUGACGCAUCACGUGACUAUACUUCUUUGUCUUUUUAGCGCAUGCGUGAAUCCUUUCGUUCAUUGUGCAAGUAACGGAAAGUAUCGAAAAACCCUUUUGGGUCUCCUCUACUGCAAUCGGAAGUUAGUGGCCCGUCCUAUAGCGCAGCAUAAUAAGGCGUUUGUAUUGGGAACGAUUUCAAGCGGAUAUGUUUCCAGGAAAGAAAGAACUGGGACAGAAUUGCAAAUCUGGGAAGAUUCCUGUAAAUUAGAGCAGGAUUACGCAGCACCGCCAAUUUGGGAAGCUCCUCUAUCUGCGACGAAUCUCGGAUUUCAGUUAGAAGUAGGUGCUGGUGAUGAGAAAUGUAAUUCUGAUUUUCGCGGCGACUUUGAUUUUGUGAUGAAUAUUGGUGCGAAGGUGUUUCCAGGAUCUGGAUACGGAACUAAUCCCCAUUCUCUGGGUGUGGCGCCUGAUAGCAUGGUGGGAGAUGAGAACGAUAAUAUGUAUCAGAACUGUCACUCAAUUGAGCUGACAUUGAAAUUCUCUACAGAUGGAGCGAAUGAUCAGCAUACGGCCCGUAUAGCACAUCGUAGCCAUAGCAACGGACAAGCUGCAUUACGUCACACAAUUCAAAGCGAGGGCCAAAAUGAAUUACAACGGAGCAGUCAUAACGAGGCACAAAAUGCAUUACAUCAUACGAGACACAGCGAGAGACAAACUGCAUUGCAUCACACAAGAAAUAGUCAAGGCGAGGGCCAAAAUGCAUUACAUCAUACGAGACACAGCGAGAGACAAACUGCAGUGCAUCACACAAGAAAUUGUCAAGGCGAGGGCCAAAAUAUAUUACAACGGAAAAGUCAUAGCGAGGGCCAAACUGCAUUACAACGGACUAGUCAUAACGAGCAGGUAAAGACUGCAUUACACGACAAGAGUCAUAGAGAGGGCCAAACUGCAUUACAUCGCACAAGUCAUAGCGAGGUACAAAAUGCAAGACAUCGAACGUGUUAUAGCAAGGACCAAGAUGCAUUACAUCGCAAGAACAACGAGGUACAAACUGCAUUACAUCACGCAAAACACAGCGAUGUACAAAAUGAAUUAAAUCACACGAGUUUGAGCGAGGGACAAAAUACAAAUUGCGCUAGCCAUAGCCAUGGUGGUGGACAAAAUGCAGUACGUCGCGGAUGUCAUAGUGAUGUACAAAAUGGGUGCGGAAUUGAAGUAAUACCUCCCCUCGAUCAAGCGACUGGAUACCAGCGUGGCGUAAGACCUCCUCUGGAUCACAUAACUGGAUGCGAUGAUCAUAUGGAGAACUUUAUUGGAAGUGCAGAUGACGACGCUUUUGUCUCACUUCCUUGUAACACGCCUAAUACAGAAUAGGGAGAAAUAGACGCAUACAGUUCCCCUGUUGCCUCACCAUUGGUACUAGACACACAGCUUUAACUAAUAAACUUCAAUAGAGGUUGGGUGACAUUUCCUAGGCAUUGAGAAGUGAAAAACUCCUCUGGUUACCGAUUUCGAGCAUGCUUCUGUUAUCAUGAGCAUGCUUCUGUUUAGACCCCGUCCCAACGUAUCCGUUUUAGUUUGAAAACACAAUCUUUUUGUUACAGAUACGGGUAUCGUCCACACGGAAAC